CUCGAGGUAGAAGGCCACUUUCAAUAAGAGCAGCAGGUUUAAGACUUGGAGCUGCUUCGACAAUGCUCUUUUUGGUAGCUCUAAAAUCGGAUGCAUUCUCUAUGUUUUUGCAAUUUAAAGCAUUUACGGAAAGACAAUGGUUGCCGGAUGAAGACCGUAAUAACAGAUUAUGGAG
Dovyalis caffra is the source of this 175-nucleotide messenger RNA. The record is from the annotation of a GenBank genome assembly. Lineage: Eukaryota; Viridiplantae; Streptophyta; Magnoliopsida; Malpighiales; Salicaceae.